Messenger RNA from Ruditapes philippinarum (Manila clam), 1728 nucleotides. Its product is annotated as peroxisomal acyl-coenzyme A oxidase 1-like. The record is from RefSeq and is a predicted model, not a curated record. The transcript is spliced from 11 exons. Gene Ontology annotation, cellular component: peroxisome. Gene Ontology annotation, biological process: lipid homeostasis; very long-chain fatty acid metabolic process; fatty acid beta-oxidation using acyl-CoA oxidase. The annotation marks the transcript as partial. Lineage: Eukaryota; Metazoa; Mollusca; Bivalvia; Venerida; Veneridae. Gene Ontology annotation, molecular function: FAD binding; fatty acid binding.
AAAUACAUAGAUCCUGAUUUUCAAAAUAAAAUUUUAAAUAAAUUGUCUGGCCUAAAUGGGACUAGAUGACAAAUAUAUAUAGGGAAGUGAAUUAGUUAAUGUGUAUCAGUCGUUGGGUGUUAUUAUACUGUAAGAGUAGUCGGAUAAUAAAAAUUUGUCAAGAUGGCGGUAAAUCCGGAUCUACAAAAGGAAAGAGCAGCCGCAACCUUUGACACAGAGAAGCUUACUGAAGUUCUUUAUGGUGGGAAGAAAAUGGUGCAACGUCGAAGAUAUUUACAAAAUGUUAUUUUCGACGACAAAUACAUGAACUCGUUCAAGCCAUGGUGGAAUCGAUCCCGUAUUGAACAAUACGAAACCGCUAUCAAGAAAGGGGCGUACAUGAACAAACUGAUCAAGGAUCUGAACAUAACUGAAUUCUUGGAGCAAAGUUACCUCAAAGAGGCUGGUUCCAAUCACGAGGGACAACCAAUGGGUGUACAUCAGUCUAUGUUUAUCCCUACAAUCGAGAAGCUGGGAACCAACGAGCAAAAAGCAAAAUAUUUGGAACCAGCCAAACAAUUCAAGAUCAUAGGAACCUAUGCUCAGACUGAGAUCGGUCAUGGAACAUAUAUUCGUGGUUUGGAAACAACGGCUACAUAUGACCCGCUGACAGAAGAGUUCGUUAUCAACAGCCCAACAGUGUCAUCUAUAAAAUACUGGCCGGCUGCAUUGGGAAGCACGUGUAAUCACGUGGUAUUGAUGGCUCAGCUGUACAGCCAGGGUGUGUGCCACGGUAUGCACGCUUUCAUCUUGCAGAUACGAAGUAUGAAAGACCACAGAACGUUGCCAGGAAUUUCUGCUGGAGAUAUAGGUAACAAAAUUGGAUUCAACGCAGUAGACAAUGGCUUUUUGAAAUUUGACAACGUCAGGGUUCCCAGAAAUAGUUUGUUAUCAAGAUAUGCUAAGGUAGAACGAGACGGUACAUAUACACCACCAGAAAAUCCAAGAAUCGCCUAUGGCACAAUGGUGUUUAUACGUUCUCUCAUCGUCGGCGUGUGUGCCAAGUCUCUGUCACAAGCCCUAGUUAUAGCAACCAGAUACAGUGCUGUGAGAAGACAAACAGAAAUAAGACCGGGUGGCGAGGAACCGCAAGUUAUAGACUACCAAACACAGCAGGAGAAGUUGUUCCCGUUGUUAUCGUCUGCCUACGCCUUCCUUUUUAGCGGGACUGUGAUGCUGAAGGAAUACUUCAGAAUAAAUGCCGACAUUGACAAAGGAAUCCUUGAUGAAAUGGCCGCGCUGCAUGGGUUGGCCGCGGGGUUAAAGGCGUUUUCUGCAGAGGUUGCUAGCAACGGUGUAGACAAACUACGUAUGGCGUGUGGCGGCCAUGGAUACACUCACGCCAGCGGAAUCCCUAAAAUCUGGACAUAUAUGACACCAGCAUGUACUUAUGAAGGCGAAAAUACGGUCAUGUAUCUACAGUGUGCAAGGUAUUUAGUAAAACAAUAUGCCCAGGCGGCCAGUGGACAGACACUUGUAGGAUUUAUGUCUUACCUCAACAAUCCAGUCAAACAGAGAAGUUCCCUCAAUGAUGCCCUCAACAUGGCUGAUUUAAUUGAAGCAUAUGAACACACGGCAGUCAGGUUAAUUAAAGUGGCAGCAUCUAAGAUUCAGUCACUGGUUAAAGGUGGACUUCCUAUUGAUGAGGCAAGAAAUCGAUGUGGAGUACCUAUGGUGGUUGCUGCUAAG